AAACCGCUUCUUAUAGAGCGAGAAAAAAAAAAAAAAAAAAGCAUAGCUGAGCGCGCGCUAGACUCUAGAGAGAGAAAAUAGGAACACAGCAAUGGAGUGAAUAGACAGAGAAAAAAAAAUCAUUGUAUCAUUUCCAAAAUUUUCUUGUAUUUUUCGACUGAAUUGUUUUUAUCGAGCUGUCCACAACCUAAAUGAUGGGUCGUUUAGGGUUCAAAUCGGUGGUGUUUCAUGGUGAAACGUGUUUAGGAGAGUUAGAUGCUAUUCCAGUUAAGGAUCAAAGCUUUCAAUUUCCGAAUAACGAGAUACAGAUCCAUCAUAUAUCUACAAAUAGUGAGCGGUGUCAUCCGCUAUCUGUUCUUCAAACAAUUUCAUCACCUGUUCGUUGUAAGCUUGAACCGAAUGAGUUUAAAUCCUCGCCAAUUGGUUCUGAUCAGUCUCCGUUGAUCAAUUUACACGCCUCGUGCUUCUACGAACUCAAGACUGCAGUAGUCUUGCUGGGGGAGGAAGAAAUACAUUUGGUAGCAAUGCCGAGUAAGCAGAAAAAGUUCCCCUGUUUUUGGUGCUAUUCAGUGCCCGUUGGUCUGUAUAGUGCUUGUUUACGGAUGUUGAAUAUGAGGUGUUUAUCAAUUGUUUUUGAUCUGGACGAGACUUUAAUUGUUGCAAAUACAAUGAAGUCUUUUGAGGAUAGAAUUGAGGCUUUGCGGGGUUGGCUUGCACGAGAGACGGAUCCAAUUCGGUUGUCUGGAAUGUCUGCAGAGAUUAAGAGGUACGUGGAUGAUCGUGCACUGUUGAAGCAGUACUCAGACAGUGAUUCUGUUGUUGACGGUGGGAGAGUAUAUAAAGCUCAGCAAGAGGAGGUGCUACAAUUAUCUGAAGGGCCAGAGCGUGUAGUUCGGCCAGUCAUAAGGUUGGUGGAAAAGAAUGUGGUCCUUACACGGAUUAAUCCAGAGAAUCGGGACACCAGCGUGCUAGUUAGAUUACGUCCUGCUUGGGAUGAGUUGAGAACUUAUUUGACGGCGAAAGGUCGGAAAAGGUUCGAAGUGCAUGUUUGCACCAUGGCGGAGAGAGAUUAUGCAUUGGAGAUUUGGAGGCUACUCGACCCUGGGUCACACCUCAUUAAUGUCAAACAAUUGAUGGACCGUGUUGUAUGUGUCAAAUCAGGGGCAAAGAAGUCUUUACUUACUGUCUUCCAAAAUGGCAAUUGUCAUCCAAAAUUGGCAAUGGUUAUUGAUGACCGAUUAAAAGUGUGGGAAGAUAAAGAUCAACCUCGCGUUCAUGUUGUCCCUGCUUUCACUCCAUAUUAUGCUCCACAAGCAGAGAUGGCCAAUGCAGUUCCAGUCUUGUGUGUGGCGAGAAAUGUUGCUUGUGAUGUUAGAGGUCGUUUUUUCAAAGAGUUUGAUGAAUGUCUACUCCGAAAGAUCUCUGAAAUCUUCUAUGAAGAUGAGGUUGUAAAUUUACCUUCGGCACCUGAUGUGAGCAACUACUUAAUGUCCGAGGAUGCUGGUUUUGCGUCAUCUGGGAAUCUGAAUGCUCCUAUUCCUGAGGGGAUGUAUGGGCCUGAAGUUGCACAAAGGUUGCAUCAGCAGCCGGUCAUUUGCUCAUCUUGUCAUGUAAAUGUGCUAAUCCAGGAAGGAAAAGUUAAUAUGAACUCUGCUUCUCCUUUCAUGAGUAACAAUCCUGAUAUGAAGCCGGGAAGCUCCCAGCUUACUGUUGGAUUUGCUGCCAAUGUACCUGUUCAACCAAUGAGACCAAUUCUACCUUCAGAAAAACCAAGUUUGCUGGGAGCUCCAUUCAGACGAGAUAACAGCUUUUCUGAAGUUGAUGCUGAUGGGAAGAGAAGGUAUCCCAUGGUGAAUCCUAGCCAGGAUGCGAGGUAUCGUGGUUCAGGAGAACCUUCUUUAUUAUCUAGAGUGCCUCAGAAACCACCCAUACUGCCCAUACCAUCACAGGGUGGAUGGUUGGUGGAAGAUGACCUAAAUAAAGGACAGAUGGGCAGUCGAUCACCUGGAAUUUUUCAAGAAUCUGAUGCAUCAAGGUCUGAUAAACAGAGAGGUCAUCAGAAUUUUCUCAGUCAAGGUGCAACAAGCAUGGCAUUACCAACGUAUGCAUCUACAGGGAAGAAUGGAGAGGCAAAUUCCAGGCAUGAAAUGCAUAGACAGAAUUCUUUUAUUCAACAGACAGAGGGUAGGCUCUCACAACAUCAGGCAUCAUUUAACAGCAGAGAAUCUCAACUAGAAGCUGGGAGAAUGAACUUAUUACCAUCUUUAGCUACUGGGGUGCUGCAAGAAAUUGGACGGCGAUGCAACUCAAAGGUUGAAUUCAGGCCUGUGGUGAGCACCAGUGAGGAAUUGCAAUUUUCAGUUGAGGUCUUCUUUACCGGUGAGAGAGUUGGUGUCGGAAUGGGUAAGACUAGGAAGGAUGCUCAGCAACAGGCAGCUGAGAAUGCACUUCGUAACUUGGCUGAUAAAUACAUCUCAUACAUUACAUCUCACCCUCGAGGAGCAGCGGAUAAAGACUUUGAUAAGCUUUCAGUGGAAAAUGAAAAUGGGUUCUUGUGGGAUACUGUCAAUCACGUGGAUGAACGGUCGGUGGAUGAUAGAUUACCUCAAGUAAAGGUUUCAGAGGUGGGAGUUAACGGCGAUGCUACCCAUGACUGAUUACGUAGUUCUUUGAAAACGUGACUGGUCUUGGGCUAAGGGGCGUGCACGGAAGCAAGUUUUGGAGAUGAUGACGGGUUGAGAUUAUUCGAGAUGCGCCCCUCCUUCCUUGAAUUGUGUUGCACCAGAGUCGGGAGGGAAACAGGGAAAUCCGGUGCUUGUUUGGCCUACUUGUUCAUCUUGAUAUGUAGGCCAUCAUGCUUCUUGUUUUGGAAUGGUGGUGUUUAGUUCUAAUUCUACCCCUUGUGUUUUGGUUGAUGGGUCCCGGUAACUCUUGUCUCUGCUCUCGGUGAAGCAUUUUCACCGUUUCCUGUUCUUCCUCAGAUGCACCUUGACUUAAACCUCAGGCUUUUGUUGAGAUUUCUUGAGUGCUGAACUAGCAUGUACAGUUCUGUUGCAACGAGUCAAUGGGGUUCACCCAGGUAAUCUUAGGGCCAAAAUAUAUGAUGUUUAUCAUGGAACUUUACAAGUUCCCGAAUUCCCUAAUUGCUUUAGUCUUUGCACCGGGAAGUUAUCUUCGAUUUGUUAAGUUGCUGAGCAUGUUCUGGAAUGAAGAGUUCUUAUUCUUCGUUUGGUAAAUACCAACUUUAGUUAUCUCCUGAUUGUGUUAAGGCUGUAACCGCCCUAUCCGAAUAAUGUUCAGCCAGAGAGCUACCCGACUGAUUUUAUAUUCGGAGGUCCUGCAGAAGUAAUUUUGACUGGUAUCUGCAAAGGGACAGUUUGGUAGCAGAAUUGCCUUCACAACUAUCAAAUUGGCUUCUGGGUGGCUUCAUGAUUUUUCCCGCCACGUUACGGAGAAAAUGAAAUUGUCUUCCCUUUUAGAAAAGGGAUUCAUAUAUUUUUUAUACAAGGGCUUGUUUUUUUGUGCCCUAGUUUCUACCAUAGUGUUGUAACUAUCUAGUUUCUUGUUUUUUUAAACUUCCCGGUAAAGAUGAAAUUACAGGCGGAUCUCUAUAUUACAAUCUCAUUUGUCCA
Messenger RNA from Lycium barbarum (goji berry), 3632 nucleotides. RefSeq names its product RNA polymerase II C-terminal domain phosphatase-like 2. The transcript is spliced from 14 exons. NCBI's taxonomy places the organism in Eukaryota, Viridiplantae, Streptophyta, Magnoliopsida, Solanales, Solanaceae. The record is from RefSeq and is a predicted model, not a curated record. Gene Ontology annotation, molecular function: RNA polymerase II CTD heptapeptide repeat phosphatase activity. The coding region runs from base 192 to 2657 and encodes 821 amino acids.